CAUUCAUCGUAAACACGCGACAUCGGCAGCAGCAGCAUAUCACUGAGCGGCGACGCGACGACAGAAAUCUGAUUUGGUGCAAAAUUUUCGGAGAAAAAACGCAUCAAAAAUGAGUGCAUCACGCCUUUUUCACCUGCAGAAGUUAGCGAAAUCUGCACUGACCAAUCGGAGAGCAAUUUCCGCUGCAUUCACCCUGCCAAGUCGGCUGCUCCAGGCAGAAAGUGGGUCCCUGGCUCCAGUUCUGCGCUCGUCUCGAUGCUUUUCGACGGAGACGGCCCAGGACAAGACCACCGGAUAUCAUUCGAUCAUCCGUGACUCGGAGAAGGCGGUCGGAACGAGCGAUAAGCAUGAAUUCCAGGCGGAGACGCGGAUGCUGCUUGAUAUCGUGGCCAGGUCCCUGUAUUCCGAUAAGGAAGUGUUCAUCCGGGAGUUGAUCUCCAACGCUAGUGAUGCCCUGGAAAAGUUCCGCUACACGAUCCACACGGCUGGCGAGGGGGAGAAGAAUUUCGCGGAAGCUGAUCGGUCCCUGGAAAUUCACAUUGGCACUAAUAAGCAGGAUCGGGUUUUGACCAUUCAGGAUACAGGAAUCGGUAUGACCAAGGAGGAACUGAUUGCAAACUUGGGAACGAUUGCCCGGUCUGGAUCCAAGCAUUUCAUGGAACAAAUUAAGGAGAAGGGAGUCAGCGCAGAUAACGCCCAGAACAUCAUUGGUCAAUUUGGCGUGGGGUUCUAUUCGGCAUUUAUGGUGGCAGAUCGGGUUGAGGUUUUCACGAGAUCGUCCAAGGUUGGUUCACCGGGUUACAAGUGGAGCUCGGACGGUUCUGGAAACUUUGAGAUUCAAGAAGCGGAGAACGUACAGAUUGGAACCAAAAUCGCCAUCCAUCUGAAGGCGGACUGUCGUGAAUUUGCCGAUGAAGAUCGUAUCCGUGAGGUCAUACGAAAGUACAGUAACUUCGUCGGAAGCCCAAUUUUUCUGAACGGAAAGCAGGCAAAUCAGAUUCAGCCCAUUUGGCUGAUGGACCCCAAGGAUGUUACUCAAGAUCAGCACAACGAGUUCUAUCGAUUCGUGGGAAAUACGUUUGAUACUCCACGUUUCACUCUUCACUACAAAACGGAUGUCCCGUUGAGUAUUCGAGCCCUGCUCUACUUCCCCGAGGGCAAACCGGGACUCUUUGAAAUGUCUCGUGAUGCUGACGUGGGCGUUGCCUUGUAUACCCGCAAAGUCCUGAUCCAGUCGAAGACCGAAAAUCUUCUCCCAAAAUGGCUCAGAUUCGUCAAAGGCGUUGUCGACUCCGAAGACAUUCCACUCAAUCUCAGUCGUGAGCUGUUGCAGAACAGUGCCCUCAUCCGAAAACUGCGCACCGUUCUGACCAAUCGCGUUCUUCGAUUCCUCCAUGAUCGAUCCGUGAAGGACCCGGAAAACUACGACAAGUUCUACAAAGAUUACGGUCUAUUCCUGAAGGAGGGAAUCGUCACCAGCCAGGAAACUCAAGAGAAGGAAGAAAUUGCCAAACUCCUACGAUUUGAAACCAGCAAAGAAGAAGGCAAGAAAGUCAGCCUUCCAGAGUAUUGCAACAGCCAGCUGGAAGGACAAAAGGACAUCUACUACUUAGCAGCCCCGAAUCGCACCCUCGCCGAAUCGUCCCCUUACUACGAAUCCCUUAAAAAGAAAGGUUUCGAGGUGCUGUUCUGCUACGAAGCCUACGACGAGUUGGUCCUUAUGCAGCUGGGACAAUUCCUCGGCAAGAACCUCGUCUCGGUCGAAAAGGAAAUGCGACGCUCGGACAAGUCGGACGAAUCCUCCGAUCAACCCAUCGAAGGAUCGCUCCUCAAGACUCAGAUCGACGAGUUGCUUCCGUGGAUCAAGCAGAAGCUCACCGGAAUGGUCACUUCGGUCAAAACGACAACCAAACUGGAUGCGCAUCCUUGCGUGGUGACUGUGGAGGAAAUGGCAGCUGCCAGGCAUUUUAUCAAAACCCAAAGCCACAACAUGAGCGAAGAGCAUCGUUAUGCUCUGCUGCAGCCCCAGUUGGAGAUCAAUCCCAAGCAUCCAAUCAUCAAGAAGCUGCAUAAGCUGACCACAACGGAUCCGGAACUGGCCGAACUGUUGGCCAGGCAGUUGUUCUCCAAUGCCAUGGUCGGAGCCGGUCUUGUGGAAGAUCCACGAAUGCUUCUGACCAGUAUGAAUGAUUUGCUGGAGAAGGUGCUUGACAAGCACUAGAAUGGGAGUGUGCAUUUCGAGGUAUGUGACUUUAUUGUUAGGAAAUUGUCUUACUGUAUGUUGAUGUCGAAAGAAUUGAGGGAAUGAUCACAAAUA
Molecule: messenger RNA, 2317 nt
Organism: Aedes aegypti (yellow fever mosquito)
Lineage: Eukaryota; Metazoa; Arthropoda; Insecta; Diptera; Culicidae
Gene: Trap1
Product: heat shock protein 75 kDa, mitochondrial
Exons: 3
Coding region: 110-2221 (703 amino acids)
Biological process (GO): protein folding
Cellular component (GO): mitochondrial inner membrane
Molecular function (GO): ATP hydrolysis activity; ATP-dependent protein folding chaperone; ATP binding
Source: RefSeq, a predicted model, not a curated record